CCCGCCACAAACAAGAAAAUGGCUCGGGCUAGCUAAGAUAUUUUUGGACGAGCAUUUACGCCAUGCAUUGAGGUAGUAAAUAUACAAUUGCUAUUAAAGUGCUGACUAAUCAUUCACGACCAUGACGGCAGCAAUCCAUGAGCUGCUCUCCUCCGUAAUGGCGGUUUUAGUUGAAAGUGUGGUGUCGGAGUUGAGCAAACAUCUUUCUGACUUCACCUCUGUCUUAUCAGAGGAGUUAAAGUGCAACAAGGGCGGGACUGUCAACAAAAAUAAACUCAAGCAGGCGAAUCAAGCCAAAACUAAGGAGUUUUCAGCAUUCAUGGAGAUGUUGAGUAAAGCAACAGUAGAGACCAUGGUAAAGCUGAUUUAUGAUCGCAUUACAGCUCAAAUACUUGAAGCUACAGCAAAGUUGCAGCUCUCAAAACAAGACACGUCAAAUGAGGGUGAAGCAGCCACAUCUGAGCCUGAUAGUGUGCCUUUGGAGCUUGCAAAGAACAAUGUUGAUGAAGUGGAAACAGAGCAUCAUGACGUUGACUUUGGACAUGCGGCAAAUAAUCAGUACCAACAGCUUUCCUCUGCACAGGCAGUAAAUCUAGUGGGGAGUUCAGGUGAAAGCCAACCUUCUACAAGCACAAAUGUGGCUGCAGUAGAGAGGCAGGAGCCUUUAAUUUGUGACUCCUGUGGAAUGUCUUUCAACGAUGUGGCCUUGUUGGACAUUCACUAUGCUUUACACAAAGAAAGACCUUUCAAUUGUCUAACAUGUGGGAAUUCUUUCAAAAUGAUGAAAUGCUUAAUGAAACACCAGAGAUUUCACACAAUUCCGGAUUUAAAUAUUGAGUUUGAAACUCUUCACGAAGAAUUUGUUGUGCAGCUCGAAACAUGUGAUGCAGUCGAUCCAUCUAUGGAAACAAUUGAAGUGACCACUCAAAGCAUACUCCAAAAUAACUACGACAAUGAAGACGAAUCAUGUGCUUACUUUGAAACCAGUCAGGAUGUAAACGAAUCACUUGUGCAAGGUUUAAAUAUCAUCAUCGAGAACGCAAACAUUCAGCCUGACAUUACCUCCAACACGAAUAUAAUAAAGCAAUCGAACGAUGGUUUGUUCCGAUGCAAAACCUGCGGGAAGUGUUUUGAACUUAGGUGGAAGUUCAUUAACCAUGUUCGAGCUCAUGUUAAACAUUAUAAGUGUUCCUACUGUGAUAAGCGUUUUACCAUGAGGAGCUGCCUCAUCAGACAUGUAGCAAUGCACACUGGAGCUCAGUUAUUCAAAUGUGAUAUAUGUUCCAAGUCGUUCGUAUUUCAGGCCUCUCUGGAGAAGCACAAGCGUCUACACACAGCAGAGAAGACAGUUACUUGCCCCAACUGUCAGAAGAUUUUUCCUGGCAAGCGCUCUUACGGUAGACACCGGUGCAGAGCACUCGAAAAGCUUCACAGCUGCCCUGUGUGUGACAAGCAGUUCAAAAUUAAACAAAACAUGCUUGAUCACCAAACGCUGCACACUGGAGAGAAGCCGUACUGCUGCGAGGUAUGUGGUGCAUUUUAUAGUUGUGAGAGAUAUCUGAAAAAUCACCAGAAGAGUCACAUUGAGAAAACGUACGAGUUCGGAUGUGACCUCUGUGACAAGCGAUUCAGUGCUCGAAAGCAUUUGCAAGCACAUAUGCUUGUGCAUACGAGGGAGAAACGGUAUGCGUGUGACGUCUGCGACAAGAAGUUUGCCACCUCUGGAAAUCUCAACAGACACCGAGCAGGUCAUACAGGAGUGAAGCUGUAUGGUUGUCCUAUAUGUUUGAAGAGGUACACCACUGCAUACGCUCUAAAAAUUCACACACAUAAACACACUUCAAGCAAACCGUUUCUUUGUGAUAUUUGUGGGAAGGGAUUUACCAGUUCAGACUACAUGAAAAGGCACAAGCGAAUUAUUCACAUAGGAAGGAGAGAUUGUGUCUGUUCAAUCUGUAAUAAGGCUUUCAUCUUCCCCAGUUCACUUAAUCAACACAUGCUUGUACAUACAGGAGAGAAGCAUCAUGAAAGAUUAGUCAGUCCUUUGCUGAAGAAGUUCAGUUGCGAUCAUUGUCCAAAGAAAUUCUAUUCUCAAGCUGCACUCACAGUGCACCAAAGGGUUCACACUAAAGAAAAGCCUUACAGUUGUGAUGUAUGUGGAAAGAGCUUUGGGUAUGCAAGCAGUAUUCAAAUGCACAUGAGAAUCCAUACGGGGGAGAGGCCUUUUGGUUGCGAUGUAUGCGGUAAGACAUUCAAUCAGGCUGUACAUCUGAGGACCCAUCAGAGAGUACACACUGGGAUGAAAUCAUUCAGUUGUGAGAGCUGUGGAAAGAACUUUGUGGACCAGAGAAACCUGAAACAACAUAAAUGUAAAUACACCAUGUAAAUACUUCAGUAGCCGUUACCUUUAUGCAAAACCAAAGGAUACACUGUAAAACAUGUUAUGUAUCUUCUGUUCAGGGCUAUUAAAUAGUUAAUUAAAUGCAUAGCAUUAUAAUGUUAAUAGGUAAUGAUCUAUAGUGUCUUAGGGAAGAAAAAUGUAAUGAGAUCAUACAUUUGUGCAUUUUUAAGGUGUUAAAGGUUUAGUCCAUUAAACUCCAGUGGUUAAAUCUAUGUCUUCUGAAGUGAUCCAGUCGGUUUUGGGUGAGAACAGACCAAAUGUACCAAGUCUCCUUGGUGGUCAUGAUUUCAAGCUUGAUUUCACUUCCUAUAGCGCUAGAUGGCGCUCUGAGCAAGCGUCAAGCACUAGUAAGUGUAAUCGAGCUUGAUGUCAUGAUCGUGCUUAGAGACUGCAAUGCCAAAAUGUACUGUGAAAAGGUUGGAAAAAAAAAAAAGUUUGGUCUGUUCACACCCCAAAACCAACUGGAUCACUUCAGAAGAUAUUGAUGAAACAACUGGAGUCUUAUGAAUUGCAUUUAUGCUGACUUUAUCUCCUUUUUGGAGCUUCAAAGGCCUGGUCACUAUUCACAUGCAUUGUAGGGACCUACUCAGCUAGGUCCCUACAACCUUAAUUUAAAUUAAAAUGUUAAUUUGUGUUCAGAAGAAAAUCAUCCACAUCUGGGAUAAGGCAUAAGGGUGAGUAAAUGAUGGGAUAAUUUUCAUUUUUGGGUGAACUAUCACUUUAACAAUUAUAUUUUCUAACAAAGGCUGGAAGCAAUUGUGUUUGAUUGCAAUAAACAUCAUGAA
Molecule: messenger RNA, 3186 nt
Organism: Xyrauchen texanus (razorback sucker)
Lineage: Eukaryota; Metazoa; Chordata; Actinopteri; Cypriniformes; Catostomidae
Product: zinc finger protein ZFP2-like
Exons: 4
Coding region: 122-2386 (754 amino acids)
Biological process (GO): regulation of transcription by RNA polymerase II
Cellular component (GO): nucleus
Molecular function (GO): RNA polymerase II cis-regulatory region sequence-specific DNA binding; DNA-binding transcription activator activity, RNA polymerase II-specific
Source: RefSeq, a predicted model, not a curated record